This is a messenger RNA of Phanerochaete carnosa HHB-10118-sp, 453 nucleotides long. RefSeq lists its product as uncharacterized. Lineage: Eukaryota; Fungi; Basidiomycota; Agaricomycetes; Polyporales; Phanerochaetaceae. Gene Ontology annotation, molecular function: protein binding. The transcript has a single exon. The record is from RefSeq and is a predicted model, not a curated record. The annotation marks the transcript as partial.
AUGAGCUCUGAACCUAAGGCGCUUCAGAAGAUCCAGCCUGCGUCAUCGCCGUUUAACAAACCUUCCGCGGAUGUCAUACUUCGCACCUCUGACGGGGUCGACUUCCACGCACAUAAAAUUGUUCUCUCGUUGGCGUCCUCAUUCUUCGAAACCAUGUUCUCCAUCCCGCAGCCUGCAAGUAGCGACCCCACAGAGCGCCCCGUCGUCGAGAUGGUGGAAGACAGCAAAACGCUCGACUGCCUGCUGCGGUACUGUUAUCCUGUGCAAGACCCUUUCGCCCCAAGUCUUGAGCUAUUGGACAGUGUCCUCGAAUCAGCAAAGAAGUAUGAUUUCACGGAAACCAUCGAUUUAGUCACUGGAAAGCUAUGCGGCUUUCUUUCCACGAAUGCUCUCUCCCUCUUCGCUAUUGGCUGUCGUCAUCGCAAUGAAGAUUUGGCUAUACGUGCUGCUGCA